Mytilus californianus (California mussel) is the source of this 1518-nucleotide messenger RNA. RefSeq names its product mitochondrial coenzyme A diphosphatase NUDT8-like. Bases 235 to 972 code for a protein of 245 amino acids. The transcript has 5 exons. Gene Ontology annotation, molecular function: coenzyme A diphosphatase activity. The record is from RefSeq and is a predicted model, not a curated record. NCBI's taxonomy places the organism in Eukaryota, Metazoa, Mollusca, Bivalvia, Mytilida, Mytilidae.
CCCAAAACAGACGACCUUUGAGCCAGGAGCUGUCACAAUGUGUCCUCAAUGUGUUUAACUCUUAACAAGAUUAUUUAACUACAAGCAUAAGCAAAGAAAUUGUCAAAGUCCAAAAGAGUUAAACAACUUCUAUAUACAUGAUUUAUGAUAUAUGCUUGUACUGGCUGAAAAUGGUUUAGAGAGAAAUUAGACUUGUAGGAUUAUUGUUCAUUUAAGAGCUUUUGGAGUUCUGAAAUGAGACUGCUAACUCAUAAAUGGAAAUGUGCAUUGUGUCAAUGUACUUCUUUAAUGAGCAAGAAUUUAGCUGGUAGACAUAUUUCAAGUUCUGCAAAUGUCAGUCUGAAAAAUGUUUUCAGCGAUGAUAAUAAAACUGCAGUUCAAAAGAAGUUAUCCACGUAUACUAAUAUAAUUCCAGGGAGAUUCAAAAAGGAGGGCGCAAGGAAUGCUUCAGUAUUAAUUCCGUUAUGUAUAGUGAAUGGAGAACCCUCAUUGUUAUUUAUGGUCCGUCCAAUGACUAUAGCACAACACAGAGGAGAAGUAUGUUUUCCAGGUGGCAAAGAAGAUGAUGGCGAUAGAGAUGUAAUUCAUACAGCUUUAAGGGAAUCCCAUGAAGAGAUUGGACUACAAGAAGAUGAUGUAGACAUAUGGGGACAAAUGAUGCCUGUACCAAGUAAUCGGGAUGGUUCAUUGAAUGUGGUACCUAUUAUUGGUUACUGUGGAAAAAUAGAUCUUAAUUCACUCUACCUCAAUAAAGAUGAAGCUGCAUCUGUUUUUACUAGAUCAAUAGAUUCUCUGUGUACCAAUGCCCACAGUACACAGUUUAGGAGAGAAAUUAAGUCAGUUGAAGGAUAUACGUUACCUGUCUAUACUGGAGGUCAACACAGAAUUUGGGGACUUACAGCAGUUUUUGUACAUCAACUGUUAGGACUUAUAGUUCCUGAACUUUAUCGAUUUAAACUCAGACACAGAUGAUCCUGAUCCUUAUCAAAUUAAACUUGGACACAAAUGAUCCUGAUCUUUAUCAAUUUGAACUCGGGCACAAAUGAUCUUGAUCUUUAUCAAUUUAAACUCAGGCACAGAUAAUCCUGAUCUUUAUCAAUUUUUAAAAACUCUGGCACUGAUGAUACAUAAUUUUAUUCUUUUAAAGAUUGUUCAUUAAACGUAAGUGGAGAAAAUGUUUUUAAGACUUUAAUACAGAGAACAAAGAGAUGCCACUGAACUGUGAAAAUAGAAUGAAACAAACUUACUAAUAAAAUCAAGGGCAUUCAUAUCAUAACUGGUUUUAAGAUGGGAAGGAAAUGUAUGAAGAAAUAUAUGAAAAUUAUUUCCUUCCUAUCUUAAAACAUGUUACGAUCUAAAGACUUAAUUUUAUUGAUAACUUAUUGGAAUAUGUAUUGUACCUGUGAUUUGGAGGUUGCAAGCUUGCAUCUAGCUAUAUUAUUUAUUUAAAUCAAUAUUUAUUAAAUUUUCUGUAGAAAGACAAAAUAUGACUGAUAUAAAAUAAGGGUAUGAGACAUA